CACUUCGAAUCGUCUAGGACACCACACACAAAAGCUCUGCUACUGCAGCAUAAACCUCCACUUCAUUUCUUGUCUGUUUAAACCAUCUCCUAUCGACGUCUUUGCCUGAAUAUAUCUCAAAACCCAAUAUCGCAUACUUGGCCGUUACACGUGUCGUGGGUAUAUCUUUCGGCUUUGGCUCUGUUCAUCCCCUGUUUUGGCCUUCUCUCUGACAUGUGUCUGCAGAAGCUCUGGGUCUGACGCCGUUCAAAUUGUUCCACCGAACCUUCCACCAAUAAUUUGGGGUAUAACUGUAAGUCCGUCGCUGCACAAGUGAGGUCUGGCUGGGACUGGGGGCUUCAUGGACAAAGUCAACAUGGGAGAGUGGGAGAGUCGGCUUAUCAACGAGCUAGUACAAGGCAGGGAGCUGGCAAGGCGACUUCAGAUGUGCCUCCACUCGCCGUCUUCCUCCCCAGAAACCUGCGAGUUCUUGAUCCAGAGAAUCAUAGCCGCAUUUGAAAAGGCACUUGCAACGGUAAACUGGAAUGGUGACGCAUCGCACCUCACACGGGUCGGAAUCGUCCCAACUUCUGAGUCACCACCUUUUAGUGGCAGUCCUCGCAGCGAAGACUCUGACAGGGAUUUCCAAGACCAAAGUGCCUCCAAAAAGAGAAGAAGCAUGCCCAGGUGGACAAAACAGAUUAGAGUUAGCCCAGGGAUGGGGGUGGAAGGGACUCUUGACGACGGAUAUAGCUGGAGGAAAUACGGCCAGAAAGAGAUUCUUGGAGCCAAGUUUCCCAGAGGCUAUUACAGAUGCACCCAUAGAAAUGUUCAAGGAUGCUUGGCCACGAAGCAAGUGCAAAGAUCUGAUGAGGACCCCAACGUAUUUGAAAUCACCUACAGAGGAACGCACACCUGCUCACAGUCAUCCAAUGCGGUUGCUCCAUCUGGCACUCAAGAAAGCCAUGAACUGAAUCCGAAUGCUGUAGAUCCUCAGCAACAUUCACAAGAGCAACUACUUUUGAACCUUCGAGCUGGUCUGAGAGUCCAAACCGACAAUCUAGAUGUCCCCGCCCCGGAGCAAUCCUCAUCGUUUACCUCACUUAUAUUUGGUUCAACCUCCUCCAUUAUGGAUCACGAAAACCGAAUGUUUACAAGCUCCAUGCUCGAAAACAAUUUUGCCGACAACCUCACUUCUGAUCCUUCCUAUAUGUCCCCAGCCACAUCAGGAAUAACCAGCUUUUCCGUGUCCCCAAGUGGAGGAGUCAAUAACAUGUUUGGUGAGAUGCCAAAUAUGGCAACUACUUCUGGGUCUGAGAUCAACGACAUAGUCUCAGCCGUUACUUCCGCCGCAAAUUCCCCAACCGUUGGUUUAAACCUUCCAUUUGAUCAGUUCGGAUAUGAUGGACACAGCUUCACUUUUGAUAACCAGCGAUUCUUCUAAUUACUUUUGCAUAUUCAGAAUAACCAUAUCAUAGCGGGAAAAAAAUGCAGAAUAAACAUGUGAUAAGGCAGCAAGCAGCUGUAUUGUUUCUAGAAGGAACCGGGGGGGGGGGACAUUAUGUCUUGACCGCUUGUCCUGCAUAGAUGGGCCGGUCAAAAUCGUUUUAGCUUUCCCAUCGCCGUUUGAUUGAAUCAUUCAAUUAAUUAUAGAGCUUUUUCUUGUUCA
Molecule: messenger RNA, 1648 nt
Organism: Neltuma alba
Lineage: Eukaryota; Viridiplantae; Streptophyta; Magnoliopsida; Fabales; Fabaceae
Product: probable WRKY transcription factor 30
Exons: 3
Coding region: 341-1423 (360 amino acids)
Biological process (GO): regulation of DNA-templated transcription
Cellular component (GO): nucleus
Molecular function (GO): DNA-binding transcription factor activity; transcription cis-regulatory region binding
Source: RefSeq, a predicted model, not a curated record